AUGCUAUCCAGGACACUCUCAGACCACUCAGCGAUGGAUCUCUCAACAGGACUUAAGUCCCUGGAUAUCAGCCUUGAACAGCAAACCGUUUCUAUCGUCGCCGAACCCUCGCUUCCAUACGACGCCGUGCUCGCAGCCAUAAAGGAAAAGGGCAAAGAUGUUCACAGUGGCGAAAUUGACGGUGUCCCUCAUUCUAUCUAA
This is a messenger RNA of Aspergillus nomiae NRRL 13137, 201 nucleotides long. Its product is annotated as metal homeostasis factor ATX1. The coding region runs from base 1 to 201 and encodes 66 amino acids. The transcript has 2 exons. NCBI's taxonomy places the organism in Eukaryota, Fungi, Ascomycota, Eurotiomycetes, Eurotiales, Aspergillaceae. The record is from RefSeq and is a predicted model, not a curated record.